This is a messenger RNA of Corylus avellana, 1623 nucleotides long. Its product is annotated as PHD finger protein ALFIN-LIKE 3. Gene Ontology annotation, cellular component: nucleus. The record is from RefSeq and is a predicted model, not a curated record. Lineage: Eukaryota; Viridiplantae; Streptophyta; Magnoliopsida; Fagales; Betulaceae. Gene Ontology annotation, biological process: regulation of DNA-templated transcription. Gene Ontology annotation, molecular function: transcription coregulator activity; histone binding; transcription cis-regulatory region binding.
CUUGGUGUUCAAAAUUUUGUCUCAAGCACUGACGCACUUUGAGAGAGAGAGAGAGAGCAAUGGAUGGAGGAACACAGUACAACCCGCGCACAGUGGAGGAGGUCUUUAGGGAUUUCAAGGGCCGCCGAGCUGGCAUGAUCAAAGCCCUCACUACUGAUGUUGAAGAAUUCUAUCAGCAGUGUGAUCCAGAGAAGGAGAAUCUAUGCUUGUAUGGCUUUCCUAGUGAGCAAUGGGAAGUCAAUUUACCUGCCGAAGAAGUGCCUCCCGAGCUCCCAGAGCCUGCACUGGGAAUUAACUUUGCGAGAGAUGGCAUGCAAGAAAAGGAUUGGUUAUCUUUGGUUGCUGUCCACAGCGAUGCGUGGCUGCUUUCUGUUGCCUUCUAUUUUGGUGCCAGAUUUGGAUUUGAUAAGGCUGAUAGGAAGCGACUCUUUAAUAUGAUGAAUGAUCUUCCAACAAUUUUUGAAGUUGUGACUGGUACUGCCAAGAAACAAGUAAAGGAGAAGUCAUCUGUAUCAAAUCAUGGUAGCAGCAAAUCCAAGUCGAACUCCAAAUCGCAGCGGCCAUCAGAACCUCCGGGGAAAUAUUCGAAAGCUUCACAGGCAAAGGACGAAGAUGAGGUCUUGGACGAGGAAGACGAAGAUGAGCACGGAGAGACCUUGUGUGGAGCCUGUGGAGAGAACUACGCAUCAGACGAAUUUUGGAUUUGCUGUGACAUCUGCGAGAAGUGGUUCCAUGGCAAGUGUGUGAAGAUUACUCCUGCUAGGGCUGAGCAUAUUAAGCAGUACAAGUGCCCAUCAUGCAGCAACAAGAGAGCUCGCCCUUGACAUCGCCCAAGGGAUGCGAUCUCUCUCCCUUUCUACUCAUCUCUUGGUGGACUCUGCUAACUGCUUUGUCUGAUCAAUCUGUCUCUUUGUUUAGUUUUAGUUCUCUAAAAUAGAAAAUUAAUGCAACUUGUGAAUGUGUACUCUUGUUUAGUAGAUCUCAUUUUUCGAUAUAAUGCUAUCUAGUUGUAGUUUGGAUGUUCGCCUGUUUAGUUUGAUCCAUCCUGUCUAAUUUAAGAAAUAUCUCUCUAUUUAUGAAUGUGUAAGACUUGUUUUCCUCCUGCUUGGUCUUAAGAUUGAUGUUGACUUUGUUUGAUUCUGUAAUGGCUCUCCCAUGAACACAUGCACGUCAGUCUCAAGAUUUCUCAUUUGCAUAAAUUGUAAUACAUCUUCAACAUCUGACUUUCAGGGCUUGAAGGAAAGCACUCUUAUCGUUUGCUUGUAAAAUGCCGCAAGAGUGCACUGUUGGCAUCAAUUAGGUGAGGAAUAUCUGUGUUCUGUUGUUUGAUUUUCCAUUGUUAAUUGUACUGACUUCAUCUUAUGUAAACCUAUGCUAGGGGAUAAUUUUGCCCCAUUAAACGAUAUGGGAAAUGAAUAAUGCUAUACACACUCCCAUUCUUUUAACUCCCACUCUUAUGUGGCUCUCACUCUCACUAUUAGAUCAAAACUUAAUAAUAAUUUAUCACAAAUCCAAUGGUGAGAGUGGGUGCCACCUAAGGCUGUAUGAGAGUGGGAGUGGGAGUGUGUUUAGCAUUACUCAUGGAAAAUUAGCUGGAAUUAUAGGCUUAUAGCUUGUGGAUCA